ACGACAUAUGUACGCAUUGAACACGGAAGUCACUUGGAAUUUUUGACCUGACACCUAUUGCAGUGAUCAUCGUUUCACAAUGUCAGUGCUAGUGGAAACAUCGCUUGGUGUUUUCGUGCUGGAUUUGUAUACCAAAGAGCGCCCAAAGUGUUCAUUUAACUUUAUAAAGUUGUGCUGCAUGAAAGCAUACAAUUUCUGCGUUUUUCAUUCCGUUCAAAAGAAUCUCGUUGCUCAGACAGGGGACCCCAGCGGUACUGGCCGUGGUGGUUCUUCCAUCUUUGAGUAUCUUUACGGAUCUCAGGCGAAAUUCUUUGAAUCUGAAAAGAAGCCAAAGAUCUCGCACUCUAAGCGAGGUCUCGUUUCAAUGGUUGAUAAUGGUUACGGCCAACAUGGUUCUCAGUUUUUCAUAACCUUGGCUGACGGUCUUGAGUACCUUGAUGACAAACAUACUGUUUUUGGUCAGAUUGCAGAGGGCUUUGAUUUUCUUGAUAAUAUCAACGAGGUAUACUGUGAUGAAGAGAACCGGCCUUUCCGAAAUGUUAGAAUACGCCACACGAUCAUCCUUGAUGAUCCUUUCCCAAGUCCAGCGGACCUUGACUUUCCGGAUUCUCCCACCCGUGUCCCACUCUCGCAAUUUAUUGACAUCGGUCCACCACGCAUAGAAGAAGAUGAGGCGUUGGAAGAAACUGUAUGUUCUUCGCCAACACAGUUGGUAGAAUUGAAGGCUGAGCAGGAGGCGAAAACGCACGCCCAGCUGCUUACUCUCAUCGGCGAUCUUCCUGACGCUGACGUGAAACCACCAGAUAACGUGUUGUUCGUCUGCCGAUUGAAUCCUGUGACAACUGCGGAAGACCUAGAAAUUAUCUUCAGUCGCUUUGGACCCAUAAAGUCGUGCGAAGUGAUUCGCGAUCGGCGUACCGGUGCCUCUUUGCAAUAUGCAUUUAUUGAAUUUGAAAACGACUCCGAUUGUGAAAGUGCUUUUUUCAAGAUGGACAAGGUUGUGAUCGACGACAGGCGCAUUCACGUCGAUUUUAGUCAAUCGGUUGCAAAAGAGUGGAAGAAAUACAAACAACAACAACAGCAGCAACAACAACAGGUGCCACGGACAUCACAGGAGUCAUCCAGAUUGCACAACCGGAAGCGAACAUUUCCCACUCAGUCAGACCGGUAUCAUCGGGCCCCAAGGAGUCGCACCCGUAGCCGCUCGGCGGAACUUCCUCGCGGUUCACGAGCCAAGCAUGUCAAAGCCACAAACAAGCGACAUUCUUCGCGCUCCUCGUCCGACGACCGGGAUGAGGAUAGACGGGGCCGCAGUAUGCUUCCGGGUGCUGAUCUCGACUUAGUGAUUUCCGACAGUGACGAGAAUGCCUCACAUUCAACUUCAGGUUCACCAUCACGUAAACGGCGACACAGAAAGCUCAAGCCUCACUUGCACCCAAAGGACUCCCAUCACAAGAAACACCACAAGUCGAAACAUAAAAAAGUGAAAAAGUCCGAAUACCCACGAAACAGACAUUGACUUUGCGGAACUUUUUAUGCAAUAACCCUCUUGAAAGAACUUGUACAUAUAUGAUCUUGGAAUUUCGCUUUCAUUGUUUUUUCUUUUUUUGCAGCUGCUACUGUGGCACCUUACGGUGUAAUCUGGUGAAUUGAUUACCGAAUGAUCUAACUGGUUUUUCGGUUCUUAAUUAACAACUUAGUGUAAAUUGUGGCUUCAUUGGUCUACACUGCGGAAAUCAAAU
Molecule: messenger RNA, 1742 nt
Organism: Dicrocoelium dendriticum
Lineage: Eukaryota; Metazoa; Platyhelminthes; Trematoda; Plagiorchiida; Dicrocoeliidae
Source: the annotation of a GenBank genome assembly